AUGAGCCUCUCCACGCCCCUCCCCUCCCCUCCCCCGUCCCCCCUCAGUGCACGCACCCGCCUGCGCCUGCGAUCCGAAGUUGCAUGCUACCCUCCCGCUUAUCGCCUCCAGCCCACGCUCGUGCAUCGCCUGGACCCUCCACGCUGCCCCGCUCUCUCCGCACUUGUGCUCAGCGCCCGCGCACAAAUCAUCGCGAAGAGAAUGCCACGUACGCUUCAGUGCGUCGACGAGGAGGUCAAUCCCGCCUCUGAUGCGUGCACAUGCGACCCUGCGACCCACAUCCGCCCGCACGCGUCCUAUCGAUCCCACAGCCGUCUCCUCUAG
Heterobasidion irregulare TC 32-1 is the source of this 324-nucleotide messenger RNA. RefSeq lists its product as uncharacterized. The coding region runs from base 1 to 324 and encodes 107 amino acids. Lineage: Eukaryota; Fungi; Basidiomycota; Agaricomycetes; Russulales; Bondarzewiaceae. The transcript is spliced from 3 exons. The record is from RefSeq and is a predicted model, not a curated record.